UUUCCUCUCAUUUGCGGAUUCAGAGAGAAGGAGGCGGGAGUUUGUUAAAUUGGUUUUGGUAUUUGAAAACAAACUGGGCUUUGUGGCUUAAUGUCUGUACCAUGAAUUUAUUAAUGAAUAAACGAAGCUGCAGUGUACCGUAAGGAGAACUUCGCGAAUUGUAGGCUACGUCCGUGUUGCAAAACCGAACGAUAAUGGCAAGACUAAGUGUGAAGAAGCUCUUGGCUUUCUGCCUUUUCUUCUCGACUUUGUUCUUUCUUAUUGUUAUUCUUCAGGUGGUUGUGGAGCUGGGACAGUUUGAAAAGAAAACACAGAAACCCAUUAUAAAAGGAAACCGACAAGAGGGUAGUCAACAGCAAGUCUUAAAGCACAAUAAACAAGUGACCAGUAUGAAGGGACUGGCUGAAUCAAGCACACAGUAUCCCAUCCUUGUCUGGCGGUCACUCCUUACUGGUGAAACAAGCAGACUUGAGACCUGUGGAAAGAACAAGUGUUUCUUCACCAUUAACAAGACCUACUAUGAUCAUAAGAAUACAGAGGCAUUCCUGUUUUAUGGCACAGACUUCAACAUAGAAAGCCUCCCUCUACCACGGAAACGUCAUCAUCACUGGGCCCUUUUCCAUGAAGAGUCUCCUAAAAACAACUACAAGCUCUUCCACAAGGCCUCGGUCUCUCUGUUUAAUCACACCGCAACGUUCAGUCACCAUUCCCACAUGCCUCUCACCACACAGUACCUGGAAAGUGUGGAGGCCUUGAUGUCCCGCCGUUACUUGGUCCCCCUGUCCCUGAAGAACAGCUUGAGGGGAAAACUGGCUCCCCUGGUCUAUGUGCAAUCAGACUGUGACCCCCCUUCAGACAGAGACACUUAUGUGCGUGAGCUGAUGAAGUACAUUAAGGUAGACUCCUAUGGGGAGUGCCUACAUAACAGAAACUUGCCUCCGCACUUAAAUAACCCAAUGGCCAUGGAGGAGCGUGGCUUCUACAGGAUUCUCGCCCAGUACAAGUUCAUCCUUGCCUUUGAAAAUGCAAUCUGUGAUGAUUACAUUACGGAGAAGCUCUGGAGACCCCUCAAGCUGGGAGUAGUCCCUGUCUACUAUGGGUCCCCUUCUGUUGCCAAGUGGCUUCCCAGCAACAGAAGUGCUAUCAUAGUUAAUCCCAAUGAGCCCCCUCUUAAACUAGCUCAGUACUUGAACAGCCUCGAUGAGAAUGACAAGGAGUAUGAGGCAUACCUGGAAUGGAAACAGAAAGGCGACAUCUCCAACCAUAAUCUUCUGACUCAUAUGAGAGAACGCAAGUGGGGAGUUCAGGAUAUUUCCCAAGAUAACUACAUUGACGCAUUUGAGUGCAUGGUGUGCACUAGGGUUUGGGAAAACAUCAUAAGGAGAAAAAAGGGCUUGACACCAAGAACAUGGCAGGCAGAGGCAAACCACCUAAGCUGCCCACCCCCUAAGUCCUUCACCUUCUCAUCUGGCCCCGUGAGCACCAACUCUCUGAGAGAAAUAUGGAAGCCCAGCUUUGAGCAAUCCAAGAAAGAGGCUCGAGCACUGAAACUCUUGGUUGAAAGGAAUAAAUGUUUCACAGAGGUGGAGUUUUGGAAAGUGGUGUUUAAUAAUAAUUAUGACAGAUCUGUUUGGGAAUAGCUUCAGCUGCAAGGAUAAAACAUUAUUAGUUCAGAAUGAUCACUAUCAUGUCCUCAUCAUAAAAUGUCAGCUGUGCUUAAGGCAAAAGCUGGUCUUUCUGUUUAAGAUGACCCGGGUGAUGACUGUUUGCAAAUGUGGGACCAAACCAAAGAAGCAAGUAGUGAUGGAAAGGUUGCAUUAUCACCAUGUACAGUACCUGUCACUAAAAAUAUGAAAAGAAAAUGGCAAAAAGUUCAGAUCGUGAUUCUACUCUUGUAAAGUUUGAACUGUUAUUGACAUACAGUAUUAUAACACAUUAGAUGCUUAAGUUCAAUUAUGUCUUAUGAAACAACCAUUUAUAUUUUGACAUGCUUUGGAUAUUUGAGAUAAAGGUACUGUAUCUGAGUGCAUAUCGCACACUGUCAAUAUAUCUUUCUGAAUGUACUGCUGUGUUUUUUACAACACAAAUGUGAAGAAAUUACAAUACACAGGUACAGUAAAGUAAGGGGAAAGUGCUCGUGCUUUUUGCUUCUUCAGAAGAGUGAAUUCUUUCUAAAGAACAUUUGUAUCAUCAUUGUAUCAUUUGACUGAAAGGUGUUUCAAGAAAAAAAAAUAUUUAAAAAAGUUAUGGAAAUGCCUUGGAUUCAAAGAAAAGUUUAUUUUCAUUUUGUUUGUAAAUGGCAGUUUGUAAACUAAAGACUCCAAAAAAUAGUUGGCAAAAUACUACAAAGAUCACAUUCUGUUUUUUAUAUAUUUUUUAAAUAUUGUAAAUAAAGAAAAGAUGUAUUUUUCAUUACAUUUUUUUUAAUUUUAACAUUACAAUACUUGACUGCUCAUGCCUUUUAUAACACAAAAUAAACUUUAAUAAAAAUUGAUGAAAAACCAUGCUAGUAAUUUGGAUUCCCAAAAGUAUUCAACACUGCUAAUUAGUGGAGGGCUCAGACCCCAUUUUCAUAUGUGGUUAAUGUAGACUAUUCUAUUUGAUAUAUGAAGGGGUUGGCGAAUUGUUGCCAUGCAGGCUCUUGAGCUGAGGUGCUACCAGUGUGGAUUUUGUAUAACAUCCCUCAGUUCUUGUGGGUUUCCUCUGGGUGCUCAGCUUUCCUCCCCACAGUCCAAAAACAUGUUAGGUAAUUGCUUCUG
Molecule: messenger RNA, 2759 nt
Organism: Lepisosteus oculatus (spotted gar)
Lineage: Eukaryota; Metazoa; Chordata; Actinopteri; Semionotiformes; Lepisosteidae
Gene: pofut3
Product: fucosyltransferase 10
Cellular component (GO): Golgi membrane
Molecular function (GO): alpha-(1->3)-fucosyltransferase activity
Source: RefSeq, a predicted model, not a curated record